CAAAACUCUCAGGGACUUCCUUUCUUCUAAGUCCCAGGUGAGUAGACAUUUCGAUAUUGGAAGCACCAACUGCACUUGAACUGCAUGUAUAGCUAGAAACGAACGUCUGGUUCAUCGGGCUGAAUUCGGCUCUUUUCCCGCAAACGAGUAGGUUUUUGGAAGCCGAUUUUUUCUGGGGUAAUCUGGAAUUCAACUCUGGUCCGAUCGAACAAUGGAUCGAACAUAGUUUCAAAGGCCUCCCUUUGAUAUAUUGCAGGUGGUAUAAUCCUGUUGGCGCCAGGCUUGGAUAAGGCGUCCUGCUAUCCACGGUUCUACAUGUAAGUUGGUGGUGUGAUGGGACCUUACUCUCUCGGGUGGGAAUGUUGGUAGAUCGAGGAGAAAUAGCGGACCAAGACUGAAUUAAAGAUGGGUGUUCAAUCAACGGCCAUUUAUUAUUCUUACCGACAAAUGAAUAGAGGAUCCUCAAAAGAUACUAUUCCUAGGGCCCCGAAGGGUCGUCAUUCGAUGAUCUCCAUAACUUUCACUGAUACCUGGGGAGAAUUCCUUCUGCUUUGGAAAUAAUAUUCCAACAAAGAAAUUUCCGCUCUGGGAGCUACAUCAGCUUGAUCCCCCACUCGACACCUCCGGGUUCUUGAGAAAGGUCCGUUCCAUAAACCCCAGGCGGGAAGAUCAGGUGAUCUGCAAGCUCUCGAGCAAAACGGGGCGUCAACUUUGUUCUAUCAAACACGAUGCUCCUCGCUAUAUGGCUUGGGUUCUUACCGGGUAGUAUUCUGCUUCAAAUUCAGGCCCUCGCCUCAGGGAGUGAGGCUCAAAAAUGAAUGGCGAUGUCAAUUAAACCAACAUGCCGGAAGAAUUACUGCUGGUAAACGAGGCGAAAAUGGGCUUCGCCUUACCCAUGAUAUGUUUCGCUCACCACAUUAUUAGCCCUGACGCUGGACGUCUACUCUUAGUGGCUCUGCUCAUUAUAUCUAUCCAGCCUCGAUCGACCCGUUGAUUGACAUUUCCCUGAACAAUUCUUAGCCGUCGCUAUGAUGAUAUCUUUGACUUACCUUAACACUUUCAUCAGAAACUAAACAGACCGAAUUCUCUCAUCUCUAGCAAUCGAGGCCUUUUGGACUCUUAGUUACAUCUUUACUGUGGUACAGGUUAGAAUUCUUGUCAUAUCGAUAAGCGGCAAACCAUGUCAUCAGAAAUAGUCUCUAUCCUCCAGGUGGUAAAGUUGGGCUUCAAGCUUUCCAUCUCAUUCAAUACCGUCGCCUGCAAGGUAGCAGCUUUCGGCAUAGAUGUUCAUAGCAUCGCUAAGGGCCUCUCUCUAUACGUGGCGGCUUUGAAGCAGGUCGGGCAAACCCUCCAAGCGAAGGAUUCUCCGCAUUCACCAUUAGCUUUGCGCGUCGCAAAGGAAAUUAGUGAACGGGGCAACACAAUAUUUAAUUUCUUUGCGAAAAUGUUGGACAAAGCUCAGCGAAAUGACGGAGACUUGAUCCAGGAGCGAUUCGCGCGCUGCUUCAGGAAACGCCAUGUUACAUAUCUGCUGGCUCUUCUUGACGCUUUGAAGUUGAGCCUUAUUGUAAUGUUACAAGUCCUGCAACUUGGGAAGCUUAUCAGUAGCAAGGCACCAAGCUCGAUACCUAAUUACAUCGUUCAAGGAGAGCGUGACGAAGUCCAAAACAUGCUAAUCGUCCUACACUGGUCGAUAUCUCGUCUUGAUCGGUUACGUUACUCCGCUAUAUGUGAAGCUGAGGAAUACAGUCGAAAUGCGAGAUAUCAGGGCUUAUCUGAUUCCCAGCUCAACGGUUCUGGCCCACCUCCGCCAUCCACUAUACCAACAAUAUUGCCUGCAUUAUCGUUCAAAGAUCUCAAUAGCUCCCUCUCUCCAAUAUCACAGGAUGUCACGGGAACGGUUCAUGUAUCCUCCCAGGCAAUUGAUCAUUUAAUUGCCCAGUGGGCACAGGUGGGUGGAUUCCGGGGAUUAUCCGGAGAGGAAGCGCGCCCACAGCGGCAUGUGACAUUUGCAUCCGACGUGGAGUCUAAUAGCUUCCGCGACGGCCUAGAAGGAUGUGAACGUCAAAAGGACCACCCAGAAGGCGCUACCUCCAAUCGAAGGAGACAUUCUCAAGAAGCAAGGAAACCUGCAACUGAAUUUCGAAAGGAUAAUUCUAGCUUACAAGCUCAAGUUGAAACGGACAGUGAGGAAUCUAGUAAUAAUGAUACCCCAGCUACUCGAAAGGAUAAUUCUAGCUUACAAACUCAAGUUGAAACGGACAGUGAGGAGUCUAGCGAUAAUGAUAUCCCAGUUAGACGCCGAAAGGUCAGAUUUUCUCCUAGUGGCAAUACUUCGGCAACAGAGGAAGGAGGCCAUCACAGAGGAGACGGCGGACAUGUCAAUUACACAAACAAAGGCAAACCAAAGACCUCGCCAUCCCAGCGCCGUAUCCCAACUCCAGAAUUUAACAUGCAUAACCAACAAACCGCUGAUAGACAUCCCCGCCCACCGCGAAGAAGCCCGCGGACCUUGCCACGAGCCAUUCCUGAACGAGAACCGCAAAAAUAUGGGCAUAUCUCCAACUUAUCGCCCUGCAAUAGCUCUGAUUCCUUGGUGUCCGGCCUCUACCAUCCGCAAUAUCCUUCCACCAUGACUACGCUACCCGUUAAGGUGCGGUCCCCAGACAAAGACAACAGCACAGAGCGGCGAAAGAAUCUCAAGCGACAAGUUAUAACGGGCAUUCCGGUGGGAAGUGCCAUUCCAACGGCUGUGAAAGCGUUUUGA
Molecule: messenger RNA, 2767 nt
Organism: Blastomyces dermatitidis ER-3
Lineage: Eukaryota; Fungi; Ascomycota; Eurotiomycetes; Onygenales; Ajellomycetaceae
Exons: 4
Coding region: 1181-2767 (528 amino acids)
Source: RefSeq, a predicted model, not a curated record